Messenger RNA from Hyalella azteca, 4468 nucleotides. RefSeq lists its product as uncharacterized. Gene Ontology annotation, cellular component: nucleus. NCBI's taxonomy places the organism in Eukaryota, Metazoa, Arthropoda, Malacostraca, Amphipoda, Hyalellidae. Gene Ontology annotation, molecular function: protein serine/threonine kinase activity; ATP binding; protein serine/threonine/tyrosine kinase activity. Gene Ontology annotation, biological process: peptidyl-serine phosphorylation; peptidyl-threonine phosphorylation. The record is from RefSeq and is a predicted model, not a curated record. The transcript has 13 exons. The annotation marks the transcript as partial.
GUCGCACGCUGCCUCUCUCACCACCAUCGUCAUCGCUGUCCUCAUCCCCGCCAUUGGUCACCCCACGCCUCCCGCCGACGUUGUAGGGAUGCCCGUGCAGGUUCUAUCUCCCGGCGGGGUGUCCCUGCAUCGGCGGGAGUCCAUUGACGAAAACCUCCGACGUCGCCCAGACUGGCGGAGCGUCGAGGAUGGCCUCGAAAACGAUUACGGUUUCCUCCAAUACCCGUCCCUGCAGCGACCUCCCAAACAACAAACAUGGCGGCCCGCCCCGGGUUUGGCGGUUCCUUACAUCCGGCCUAUGAGGGUGGAGCGCCCUUCGUGGCACCAAGACGACCUCCUGCGUACCUCGACUCCUCUGUCACCAGGUCACGCCAUUUCGACGGUAUCGCCGCUACCCGGAGUUCCUGAGCAUCAUGUCACAUCGCGCGGCAUCACCAAGCGACACUCGGUGCUGUGGAAACUCAAGCCUGAGAAAUGGAGGCAACGAGAAGGAACGGCAGGGACUGGAGGCGGUACUUUGCGGAGGUGCCGGAGUCGUGACGAUGUGCUUCAGCCGUCUCCUCGUCAUCAUCCCUCUCCUUCUCACCUCGCUGCCUCUCAUCCUGACCUCGUAACUUCUCACUUGGCGCUGCCAUCUGAGAUGGGUGCUCCUCCCGCGAUUUCCAUCCUUCCGCCCAGUCGCCGUUCGUCAUCUCAAACUCUUCCUCGACGCGCGUCACAUGGAAGCAAAGACACGCUAUUCGCUCGGGGCCGCCGCUGGUUUGCGUCUCAUCGGCCGGAAAACAAAGAUGUCGUGAAGGACAAAGACCUGCGCUUGAUACCAGACUACCGGCUUCUGGAGCAUCGCGCUGAGCUGCGGAUAGCUGAACAACGGAUCAUGGAGCAGCGCAUUCUAGAAAGACGGAUAGUGGAGCAGCAACAUGAGCUCAUGGAACAGAGGUUAGGUGGGCAUCAGUUGCUGGAGCAGAGGUUAGGUGGGCACCAGUUGCUGGAGCAGAGAGUGGCUGAGCAGCUCACAGAACGUGGACAUUCUGAGUUGACGAUUCAGGCUGACACUAUGGAGGCGCCUAGCAGAACCGAUGCUCGGAAGUUGAGACCUCGUCGACCCAGGACAUUCUAUCUGCUGGAGGACUACCUCGCUCCUGUCAGAGGGGGACUCGAGCUCGAUGAGUGCGUGGGACCAAGAAUUCUUUUUCCUCCUCCCCGACCUGCUCCUCCUACCCCUGAGUGGGACACUCCCUCGCUGUCCCCACAACCCAGCGGGUCCACUAUCUUCAGUACUCCCCGUACCACCACAUCUUUCUUGGACCCGAACAUCAUACCAUCGCCUGACUGUCGGGGGGUUUCAGGUGCUCUAUACUCCCCCGUCUUCUCCCCACGGGACACCAAUUAUCCUCGUUUCGUCACCCCGGAGAUGUCGCUAUCGGAACAUCCUUCACAAUCCCUCUAUCCCGUCAUGUACCCGUCCGGCCACGUCACUUUGGACGGACGCCGGCGAAGUCACCCUAGAACGAAGAAACUACCGGUGCUCACCAGCAACAAUAACCCCGCCCUCAACAUCACCAACCCUCACCACCACCACCACCAUGCCAACGGAGCUCAUCUCCACCAUCAACAACCACACCCUCACCACCACCAGCAACAUCACAAUUUUAUCAACAAUUCUUCCGCAAAUAGCAACGGCAACAACAGAGUCAACAACAACAACACAAUCUCUCGCUCUUCUCAUUCACACCAACAGCAACAACAUAUACAACAACAACCAACACCACAACAACAACAACAAUUUUUGGUACCGGGAGUUUCGGGACAGCGUAGCGGGGACACUUUCGGGAGUCCGAGCGGUGGGACCGACGACGCCGGGACCGGCGGACCAGCGUCCCGUCUGGCGGGCAGCGCCGUGGGUGACAGACCGGGCCAGACCAGUGCGGGAGGCGUGGGGACUCUCCCAUUCCUGCACCAACGCGACCCCCCCUCCACCACCAACAACAACCACGUCCCCCCCAGCAGCGAGGGGUCCCCGCGGUCCCGCCGUGCGGGCCACGCUUCCUCCUCCAGCAGACACGGGUCACUCAGCAAAGACCGGGACCAGACCCGAGGCCGGGCCUCCCCUAACGGGGGAACUGAGAUCAACGGCAGACUUAGUGGGGGAAUCAGGACCCCCAUUGCUCCUUCAGAGGCGCUGCGCAUCUCAGGCGAGCGGCUGACGGAGUUCGAGCGGCGGGAGAUCGAGGCGUACCCCGAGGUGUGGUUCCUCGGCCUCGAGGCGCGCAAGAUACACGGCGAGGAGGGCGGCCAGCUCAACGCAGGGUACGAUGACGACAACGGCAGCUACAACAAGGUAAUGCACGACCACAUCGGCUACCGCUACGAGAUCCUCGAGGUGAUUGGCAAGGGAUCAUUCGGGCAGGUGAUCAGGGCGAUAGAUCACAAGACAGGUGAUCAGGUCGCCAUCAAGAUCAUCAGAAACAAGAAGCGGUUCCACCACCAGGCGCUCAUUGAAGUGAAAAUUUUGGACCAUCUCCGUAGACGCGACAGCGACAAAACCCACAACGUCAUCCACAUGCUCGACUAUUUCUACUUCAGGAACCACCUCUGCAUUACCUUCGAGCUCAUGGGACUGAACCUGUACGAGUUGAUCAAGAAGAACAACUACCAGGGCUUCACUCUGCCACUCAUCCGACGCUUUGCCACCUCCCUGGCCGAGUGCCUCUUGCUCCUGCACCGCGAGAACAUCAUCCACUGCGACCUUAAACCUGAGAACGUGCUUCUGAAGCAGCGAGGCAGCAGCUCCAUUAAAGUGAUAGACUUCGGGUCAUCCUGCUACGUCCAACAGCGCGUCUACACAUACAUACAGAGCCGCUUCUACCGCUCGCCUGAAGUUAUACUUGGUCUUCCUUAUGGUCUGCCUAUCGACGUCUGGAGUCUAGGUUGUAUCCUGGCGGAGCUGUACACAGGAUACCCGCUGUUCCCUGGAGAGAACGAAGUGGAGCAGCUCGCCUGCAUCAUGGAGGUGCUGGGGCCGCCGCCCCAGGCGCUCCUGCUUAACGCCUCCAGACGACGACUCUUCUUUGACUCUAAGGGCAACCCGCGCUGCAUCACCAACAGUAAGGCCAAGAAGCGGAGGCCAGGAUCCAAAGACCUGGCGUCAGUCCUUAAAUGUUCUGAUCCUGUCUUCGUGAACUUCAUCGCGCGCUGUCUUGAAUGGGAGCCGUCGGCGCGCCUGACGCCUGACGAGGCGCUGGCCCACGAGUGGCUGCAGGGCGCCUGUGCUACGGCGCCUACCCGCGCCCUGGCUGGCGCGCCUGAGCCUGUAUCCAUAUCUGAGCGGCGGCGGGAGGUGCUGGCUACCGGCGCUGGCGGCGGUGGUGGUCAAGGCGGCAGCCAAGGCGGCAGUCAAGGCGGCAGCCAAGGUGGCCAAAGCGGUGGUGGUGGCAGUCAAGGCGGCCAAGGCGGUGGUGGUGGCAGUCAAGGCGGCCAAGGCGGCGGUGGUGGCAGCCAAGGCGGUGGUCUCAGCCAAGGCGGCGGCAUACAAGGAGGUGGCGGCAGCCAAGGCGCCGGCAGCCAAGGCGGUGGUGGCGGGAUGAAUGGCCAGAACAAUGGCCACCGCAAGCCUUUGCCCCUCAGCCAAGACUCGACUGAAGAGGAUGUGUAUAGCCUGUAUAAGGUGUACAAGGGCCGCCGGAGUCGCGACUCGUCGUCCAACAGACAUGGCGGCAGUUCAGGAGCUAAAGCUCCUACAAAAAGUCUAUCUCAGGACUCUCAACAAUAUCCUACAGCGUCGCAGCAUCAGCAAACUAACCAGCAACUGUACCAACAGCAGCCACAUCAGUACCAGGUGUUGUGUGGUACCACCUCGGAUGGUCAUACCUUGCCACGACCUUUUCGCGAACUCACAAGCGCCAUCUCCAGUACCAGUAUCUCGCAUCCCCUUGCUCCCGGUAGCAAUAACGGAGAACCUCUUACCUCUAAAAAUACCAUGGGUAACGGUAUCAAGUUUUCAGCGAGCAAUGGUAGUUCUGGUAGAAGCGUCACUGGGAACGGUAGUAUGGUUGUGCAAGAGUCGUUUGCUGCUAGUCACGAACAGGGUAAAAACUCUAGCAUGGCUGAAUCUUCCUUUGACGAUUCCGGGAAAUUCUUGCCUCCUAUUCUUUAGAUUAAAUUACUUCUUUGUAGUGCCUGCCCCCAAUAGAGUGGAUCUUUUAUGAAUUGAAAUUCAAUGAAAGGUGAACGAAUAGAAUAUAUCCUCAAUGGUUUUUCAUAACAUAUGAUAAUUCAAGAACUGUUUCUUCGGAGAAACUUCCCUCCUGGUAGCGAAGCUGCAAUCUAUUUUUCCUCUGCCUUUUACGCGCCUAUUAAAUCUGUGUAAUAAAGUGAGCCAUAACAUACAAAUGCUUGAUGAUACCACACAACGGUUUACUAUCAUUAAAUCAUUUUUUCACUAAAAAUAUUGUAAUCAACUAACUGU